Pseudozyma hubeiensis SY62 is the source of this 2964-nucleotide messenger RNA. RefSeq names its product potential small subunit rRNA processome component. The coding region runs from base 1 to 2964 and encodes 987 amino acids. Gene Ontology annotation, cellular component: Noc4p-Nop14p complex; small-subunit processome; nucleolus. NCBI's taxonomy places the organism in Eukaryota, Fungi, Basidiomycota, Ustilaginomycetes, Ustilaginales, Ustilaginaceae. Gene Ontology annotation, biological process: maturation of SSU-rRNA. The record is from RefSeq and is a predicted model, not a curated record. The transcript is spliced from 2 exons.
AUGGCAAAGGGCGGCGGCUCGCAGCUGUCUCAGCUCAAGGCUAAGCUCCACAGCUCCGGCGUCACGGAUCGUCGCCAGCUCUCAAAAAAGUCUCGCUCUCGCAAGGGUGGUCACGGCGAGAAGGAUGCAGCAGCAGCUCGUCUCAAUAAGAUCAACGCCAUCGUCGCUGGUUUGAAUCCAUUCGAUGAGAAGGUGACCAAACCCAAACAUGAAGUGCUCGGACGCAAGAUCAAGGGUGCCGUCGGUCGGCCCGGUGCCGCCAAAGCAAGUGGCCUCGCACAAAGGAGAGAGACGCUUCUCCCCGAAUGGCAGGCUCGCAAUCGUACAGGCACCUUCGUCGACCGCCGCUUCGGUGAAAAUGACGCAAACGUGACACCAGAGGAAAAGAUGCUCGAACGAUUCGCAACAGAAAAGCAAAGAAGAGCAGCAAAGGGCGCGGCGUUCAACCUCAACGACGACGACGAGAUGCUCACACAUUACGGUCAAUCGCUCAGCGGUCUCGAUGACCUGGCCGAUAUCCGACUACCAGAGGAUGACGACGAUGACCAAGACCCAGGCCGACUCACCGCACAAGGACACUUUGGCGGAUUUGGCGAGAACGAAGACGGCGAAAAGUCAAAGGCCGAUGUCAUGCGCGAGGUCAUUGCAAAGUCCAAAUUCCACAAGAUCGAGCGUCAAAAAGUUAAAGAUGCUGACGACGAACUCCGAGAACAGCUCGACGACGAGCUCGCCGAUAUUCGCGGUUUGCUGUUCGAGCAGCCCGCCGUUCCCACACCAGCACCAGCUGUUGACCCUAAAGCCAAAGCCAAGAUCUCGGUGUUCCCUGGCCCCGCUACUGGUGCCAACGCUACUGCAGUCGCAGGUGCCAGCACAGACGCUGCAGAAGCUCAAGACAAGCCCGCCAGCUCCUACGACACCUUUGUCCGCGAACUAGCCUUUGAGCGCAGAGCAAAGCCGCAGGAUCGUCUCAAGAGCGAAGAGGAGCUUGCUGCCGACGAGGCGAAGCGACUCAUGAAGGCAGAGAAAGCUCGAUUGAAGCGUAUGCGAGGCGAUAGUGACGACGAAGCAGAAGAAGAGGAAGAGGCAGGCGGCAAGCGUCGAAAACGAAGCAAGGGUUCCGGCUCCACAUCAGCGCCGAAGCGCACAGCACAGGCGGAUGACCUCGACGACGACUUUGAGCUCGACGGCAGGACAGCUGGCGAGGUAUACGGUCUUGGAGCUGGUCUGGCGGAGAGCGGUGCGGUAGAUGAGAGCGACGAAGAGGCCGAGGAGGAUGAGGACGAGGAUGAGGACGAAGAUGACGAGGAAGACGAAGACGAUGCCGCUGAAGGCGUGGAGAUUGAAGAUGACGAGGAUGAUGAAGAUGAUGAGGAUGACUUUGCGGAUCUCGCCGACGCAGAUGACGCCAUUCAGAUUGGAGAGGAUGAAGAUUCAGAGCAGGGAGGCGACCACGAGGCACUCACCGGCAGCGUCAAGGCUGGUUCAUCAGGCAAGGCGGGCAAAGCUGGCUCCGCCCUCAAGUUUAAGCCCACGCCCGUUACGGAAAGCAAGCUCCCUUUCACCUUUUCCUGCCCCGCCACACACGAUGAGCUGCUGUCUCUGCUCGAAAAACACCAGAUCGAGCCCAAGCAUAUCCCGACUGUCGUUAAGCGUAUCCGCACGCUCCACCAUCCAAGUCUGGCCGAAGACAACAAGUACCGAUUGCAAGCGCUCAUCGGUGUCCUGAUCGAUCAUUGCCUCCACUGGGCUGGUCAGGCUCAAGCGCACCAAUUUACCUCCGGCCAAAAGCACAAGCUCGCCUUUGCCAUUGUCAACUCGCUCAUUCCACACAUUUUCAGCCUGUCGCAAACCUACCCUGUUGCGUCCGCGGAGCACUUUGUCAGCAAGCUCGCCUUGAUGCAACGCAACCUUUCGCGAGGCCUUGCAAAGGGUCCGACCGAGGCCGAUGCCAGGACGUGGCCAGGCUUGCCCGAGUUGACUUUGCUUCGAUUGGCCGGCACGGUGUGGCCUACUUCGGACAAGCAGCACAAUGUGACGACGCCUCUGGCACUUCUCAUCGCGCAGUACUUGGCACACGCCAGAAUUCGAUCCGUCAGCGACAUUGCUUCGGGUCUUUUCCUGUGCUCGUUGGUUGCGUCGAACGAGCAGGAGAGCAAAAGAUUGUUCCCUGAAGCGCUCAACUUUCUCUUCUCUACCAUCGCCAUUCUGGCGUCUCUGGGCGACGGGAAGGAGAAGGCGCAACGACAAGCUUUGGCCAAGGUACGCGCUGCAGCGGAGGAGUAUGGCAUUCCGACGCCUGAUGUUGAUGCUGUGCACACGCGACAUCUGCGUCUGUCCGGCCGAGAGGUCGUUGAUCCGGUAGAAGAAGCGGUUGAUCUGCCGAGUCUGAUCACAGUCAAGGCGGCAGAUGUCGACGAGCAGCAGUGCAGACAACUGCUUUCUGUGGCGCUCGCGCUCACGUCCAAAUUCAGCGAGCUGUACAACGGCUCUACGUCCUUCGUCGAGCUGUUCACUCCCUUCCGAGAACUGCUAUCGAGCUCGCCCAGCACAGCCGAUUCCUCGAUCAACGUCUCGCUGACGCGUUCGUUGCAACUCGCCUCCCAAUCGCGUCGCUACCUGCGCCUGCAGGCACACCGCGCCAUCGCCAUCGCCUCGCACGUCCCCAAGUUCGACCAGCAGGGCUACAACCCAGACCGCAAGUCUGCACUCGACCCGGACGCCGAGCGUGUCCAGAUCCAAAAGAUGAAGGCGCUCAUCAAGAAGGAGCGCAAGGGUGCCAUUCGCGAGCUCAGGAGGGACAACCAGUUCAUCGCCCAGGUGCGCAAGCAGGACCAGGCGGAGGAGGAUCAGACGUACAAGAGGAAGAUGGACAAGAUCAUGUCGACACUGCAGGUGGAGAGGAGCGAGCAGAAGCAGUUGGAGAGGGCAAAGGCGAAUAUCAAGCGAAGGGCUGGCAAGAAGUGA